ACAACAUUUCCUGCUAUUCCUUCCAUUCCCCCAUCUCUUCCUCCCUCACUCAGUCGUUUCAUCACUGCAAUAGAAACGACUGUCAAUAAUCUCUCUCCUCCACAACAAUGGCGUCCAAAUCUAAGAUCUACUCCUUCUUCUUCACUUUCUCUCUCCUCCAAUUCCUCAUUUCUUCUUCUUCUCUUCGUAAAACUUACAUCGUUCACAUGAACCACCAUCAAAAACCGUCCAUUUUUCAAACCCACCAUGAAUGGUAUUCCUCUAACCUCCAUUCUCUCUCUUCUUUUGAUACUUUAUCAUCUUCUUCUUCUUCUUCUUCUUCCUCACCUUCGUUACUCUACACUUACGAGAAUUCCUACUCUGGUUUCGCCGCCACUCUUACUAACUCAGAAGUACAAUCUCUCCAACAAAACGACGCUGUUUUUGGAAUCUACGAGGAUACACUCUACACUCUCCACACUACUCGCACCCCAGAAUUCCUCGGCCUCGAUGUUGCCGGAGAAGGUCUAGCUUCAGGGGACAAACUCGACACUUCCGACGUAAUCGUCGGAGUUCUCGACACUGGGAUCUGGCCUGAAUCCGAAUCGUUCUCGGACUCGGGUAUUCCACCCGUACCCAAACGGUGGAAAGGGGAGUGUGAAACGGGACCCGAAUUUUCUCUCUCCUCUUGCAACAAAAAACUCAUCGGUGCUAGAAGCUUCUCUCAUGGGUAUAAGAUGGCUUCAGGAGGAGGAAUUUCAACCACCGACGACGUCGUUUCACCUCGUGACACUGAUGGACAUGGGACCCACACUGCUAGUACUGCUGCCGGUGGACACGUGGGGAAUGCUAGUUUGCUUGGUUAUGCUAGUGGUACGGCACGUGGGAUGGCGCCUCGUGCACGUGUGGCGGUUUACAAGGUUUGCUACAAAUCGGGUUGUUUCGGGUCGGAUAUUCUUGCUGGGAUUGAUAAGGCGAUUGCGGAUGGUGUUGAUGUGCUUUCUCUCUCUUUAGGUGGAGGAUCUGCGCCUUAUUUUCGUGAUACAAUUGCGAUUGGUGCGUUUUCUGCGAUUGAGAAGGGUAUUUUUGUGUCUUGCUCUGCUGGGAACAGUGGGCCUACUAAAGCUUCGUUAGCGAACACUGCGCCUUGGAUUAUGACCGUUGGAGCUGGUACCCUUGAUCGAGAUUUCCCGGCUUUCGCCGUUUUAGGUAAUGGGAAGAAGUUCACUGGAGUUUCGCUAUACAGUGGGACAGGAAUGGGAAGGAAAUCAGUGGGUUUGGUUUAUGCUGGUGUUAGUGGGAGGAGAAAUGGGUCGAGUAAUUUAUGCAUGCCGGGUUCGUUGGAUUCGAGUUUGGUUAAAGGGAAGGUGGUGGUGUGUGAUCGUGGGGUUAACCCUAGGGUGGAGAAGGGUGAGGUGGUGAAGGAGGCGGGUGGAAUUGGGAUGAUUUUGGCAAAUACGGCGGCGAAUGGGGAGGAAUUGGUGGCGGAUAGUCAUUUGAUUCCGGCUGUUGCUGUUGGGAUGAAGAUUGGGGAGGAGAUAAGGGAGUAUGUGAGGAAUGCUGGGAGGAAGGCGAGGGCGUUGUUGAGUUUCGGAGGGACGGUUUUGAAUGUGAGGCCGUCUCCGGUGGUGGCGGCGUUUAGCUCUCGUGGGCCGAAUUUGGUUACGCCACAGAUAAUGAAGCCGGAUGUGAUUGGACCAGGGGUGAAUAUCUUGGCUGCUUGGUCUGAGAUUGCUGGACCUACUGGGUUGGAGAAGGAUACCAGGAAGACUAAGUUUAACAUCAUGUCAGGCACAUCUAUGUCAUGCCCACACAUUAGUGGAUUGGCAGCAUUGCUUAAAGCAGCGCAUCCUGAAUGGAGCCCAAGUGCCAUUAAAUCUGCCCUCAUGACCACGGCUUACAACCACGACAACAUGCAAAACCCACUUCGCGAUGCAGCUGAUGGAUCUCUCUCUAACCCUUGGGUUCACGGAGCAGGUCAUGUGGACCCCCACAAGGCUAUCUCUCCAGGCUUAGUGUAUGACAUCUCAGUUGAUGACUACAUUGCCUUCCUGUGCUCCUUGGACUACACUCCACUGCACCGUCAAAUCAUUGCCAAGAGACCAAAUAUUACCUGUUCAAGGAAAUUGUCUGAUCCUGGCCAGUUAAACUACCCGUCAUUCUCUAUCCAAUUUGGCAAGUCUAGAAUUGUCAGGUACACACGUGAACUCACCAACGUGGGUGCUGCCAGAACUCUGUACCAAGUUCAAGUUGAUGCUCCCCGGUCAGUAGGAGUGAAGGUAAGGCCUUCAAGACUUCUUUUCAGGAGUAUUGGUGAGAAGAAGAAAUACACAGUUACUUUUGUCGCAAGGAAGGGGAAAACACCUCCACCUACGAGAACUGCUUUCGGAUCUGUCUUAUGGAGCAGUAAAACAAACCAAGUGAGAAGCCCCGUUUCCUUUACAUGGACGACGCUACUAUCGUAAGGUUUAUCAUCUAGCAACAGAUUAGUUACAUUUUCUGCACUAUCACCUCUCACUUCAAGAUGCUUGCUAGCUGCUGGAAAUGCAGUUUGGAGAGGGAAGCGUGAUGCUCAAGAUCUCUCCAAAACAGUGUAGUUGGCUUUUUCCGAUGGUAGGGAGCAGCAAGCUCGAGUGUGCUAGUUAUUUUUAAGGAUUGCAGUAGAGAAUAGAAGCAUUAGUCUAGCUUUUCUAUCAAGAGAGAAAAAAUUACUGGCCCAUCGAAUCUGAUGAUACUGGGCUGGAAACGUGCAAUAUAACUUUAUCACCAGUGGUGUUGUUUGAUGUGGUUAAUCACAGAAAGCAAUUUUAGCUGUGCUUCCAGAAUUUCCUCUGGUAUAGUAUAUGUGUAUUUUUCUUUUAACUGCA
Beta vulgaris subsp. vulgaris (sugar beet) is the source of this 2846-nucleotide messenger RNA. Its product is annotated as subtilisin-like protease SBT1.8. NCBI's taxonomy places the organism in Eukaryota, Viridiplantae, Streptophyta, Magnoliopsida, Caryophyllales, Amaranthaceae. The coding region runs from base 108 to 2444 and encodes 778 amino acids. Gene Ontology annotation, biological process: proteolysis. The record is from RefSeq and is a predicted model, not a curated record. The transcript is spliced from 2 exons. Gene Ontology annotation, molecular function: serine-type endopeptidase activity.